AUGAUAAACGGCGCUCUUGUGGAGGUUGACGGGCUCUUUGCAGGUCUCAUUUACCUCGAUGCGACAGAUCCUCCACUCUUCAAGAGAACUUCAAAGAACUGGUUUCAAAACAGUCUCGCUGCUAAGUUAGACGUUAUCUGCAAUGCUUGCGAAACUCGCUCGGAGAACGACACGCCCAACGCACCAUCUUCCACGAUCCACGAAGGCAUCCUAGCCCGAGACGCCGCAUGGUCUUCUAUUCGAACAAUCCGAGACGGAAUGCAGAUUCUCUGGGAUCAUUUUGUCGAUGUUUCUCGGGUCCUAAAUACACCGGUAAUUGAUAGCCUACGCAAGAGCUACCAUGGUGCUCAAGGCCUUUGCUAUGAAGGAGUGUUUGCUUUCCGCCACACCGUCGUUGGCCAGAGUCACGACGACUUGGUCGCGAUAUUUUCCUUUUGUAGCCUGUCCUAUGUGAUUACUCGUCUUCUCUGUGCUCGCAAUAGAGCCAACCAGAUCGAUAUCCCAGCCGGUCUCCGUUCAUGGCGUGAUGCAAUCAAGGAAGAUGACGAGCGACAGGCUUUUGAUGCUCUGGCCGUACAGAUGUGGCCAGAAACAAUGAAUACUGUCCAUUUUCAGCCAUUGGCGCGAUCUACGAGUACUCACGGCCAUAGUGGGAGCGCGUCUCCUGUGUCUUCUAUCCCCUACCAAAGCGCAAUACCGCCAACUGCUCCUGAUUUCAGCAGCACGCAGUCAUUUGACGGCGACCAGCAAGGCCAAGAACUCUCCAAUAUCAUGGGUAAAGGCCUCGCCCCGCUUCAAGAUACAUGGAAAGAUAACGAGCAAGUCAAUAACGGCACGAAAAACACCUCCACGUCCUUCAGCCAGCAUACUCAAAGCUUGACGGACCUAAUAAAUGAUGCUUUUCCCUUGCAUGCACCAAGCAACGAGCCAUCCGCUGACUCUUUCGCAUGGUCAGACUCGGGCUCCAUGCUCGAUAUGAUGGAACCUCUGGACUGGACAGCAUUUGGAGACCUGACAAGUCAAUCAGCCGGCUACACGGAGCCCGUUACCGAUUACACCCAAGGACUGAGUGAUACAGCCCUGCCGGAAACAGCAACUCGCGCCAGUUCCCUACAAGAGACAUCGACAUUUACAAUUAUCAGAGAUUAUAUCCGCGACAACUGUAACUUUUGGGUUCGGCUCGCCGGCUCCGGUAUAGUGUCAAAAGACCACAAAUCACGUCGCUUAUGGUUGCAAAAGGCACCAGCCUGGAUGGAGUGCAAACGGACAUCAUCAUACAUCCAACAAUUGCGAGCUCUGGAGCACACUCGCAACACAGAGUCGCGUGGUAUUAUCGCUGUUGCUGAAGCUUACAUUAGAUGGGGGUUUCUUCAGAGUGUUGAAGAUGUAAAGCUCUAUAUGACGAAACUGGGAGACUUGUUAUUCGACACCGAAACAGACCGUCAAGAUUUCUGCAGAUGGAUUAAGGGCUUUUCGGGUGACAAUGAGAAACCAUUGAUAUGCCCAUACUGCUCUCACCGGGACAACCAUGAAGGCAACCUGCGAAGACAUAUCAAGAACAGACAUGGGAAUCGCUAG
Fusarium fujikuroi IMI 58289 is the source of this 1578-nucleotide messenger RNA. RefSeq lists its product as uncharacterized. The record is from RefSeq and is a predicted model, not a curated record. The coding region runs from base 1 to 1578 and encodes 525 amino acids. The transcript has 3 exons. NCBI's taxonomy places the organism in Eukaryota, Fungi, Ascomycota, Sordariomycetes, Hypocreales, Nectriaceae.